AUGGCGUUGAAAUGCUUCUUGCGUCCCUGGCAGUGGACGCUGUGGCUGCUGCUUGCCUCUUACUGCCGCGCAUUCUACAUCCCCGGCUACUCGAUCAAUCGGUAUAACGACGGCGACAGCAUCCCGCUUCUCGUGAACAAGAUCUUCUCCGACUUUACACAACUCCAAUAUGCCUACUUCGACCUCCCCUUCGUCUGCCCCCCGAGUGGGCGCACACACGGCGGCUCCCCCUUCGGCUCCGGACAGAGUAUCUCGUUAAACUUGGGCGAAAUUCUACGCGGAGACCGGAUUAUGACGUCUGAUUUCGAACUGGCGAUGGGCAGGAACGUUGAGUGCCAACCGCUCUGUACGCAGGAGGUCGGGCGGAAAGACGUCCAAUGGGGCCGUGAGCUUAUCAGGGAUGGAUACGUCGCGGAGUGGAUUGCGGAUAACUUGCCUGGAGCUACGAGCUUCGUUACUGUCGAUCGGAGUCGAAAGUAUUAUUCUACAGGGUUUAAGCUUGGGUACCAGGAGAUUUCACCGGAGGAUGGCAAGCGGAGAUAUUUCCUGAAUAACCACGUUACUAUUGUGAUUCGUUGGAGGCAGGCUUCUGAUGGACAGGGGAAGGUUAUUGUUGGGUUCGAGGUCUAUCCGAAGAGUAUUACGGCUAGCGAUCAUGAGGAGAGUGGAUGUCCGAAGCAAGUUCAUGAUCCCCACGCUGGAUUCGAACUGAACAUUCCGCCGAACUUGUCGAAGUUGAAGGAGAAGUACCCCGGAUCGUCGUAUCUUCCUGAAUACGAUGAGGAUUUGGAAGACGGCGCGACACUGAAGAUACCGUAUACCUACUCGGUCUACUUCAGGGAAGAGAACGGCGUCGACUGGAAUAAUCGGUGGGAGCUCUAUUUCAACAACCAGGAAGAAGGCUCGACGACUCAUUGGCUGGCCAUUCUCAACUCAUUGACCAUCUCUGGUGUCCUUGGUGUUGCGGUGUAUGUGAUCUGGAGCCGGACUAUUCAGGGCGACAUCAAGGGCCGCGGAGAUGGAGCGAUGGACGACACAAAGAUCAAACUUGGUAGUUCCAAAGGUAAAAUCCAGGGCGAAGGACUCUUAGAGCAAGGAACAGAUGUUGAACGUGAUGCCGAUGCUGGUUCUGAUGACGACGAAUCUAUCGAGGACGUGAGCGGAUGGAAGCUUCUUCACGGGGAUGUUUUCCGCGUGCCUGAAUAUAGUGGGCUGCUUGCACCUCUAGUUGGCUCGGGAAUGCAGCUCAUGUUCGUGGUCUCGGGAUUGCUUCUGCUCAGUUGCUUGGGUAUCUUAAACCCUAGCUUCCGAGGUGGAUUCGUUAGUGUUGGCAUGGGCCUGUUCAUCUUUGCGGGGCUCUUCUCCGGUUACUUCUCUGGGAGACUGUACAAGACCUUUGGUGGUUCGAACUGGCGCAGGAAUACUUUAAUUACCGCACUUCUCUUCCCCGGGUUGACCUUUUCCCUCGUAUUCAUUCUGAACUUGUUUACCUGGGCUCAAGCCUCCAGCACAGCCAUUCCAUUCGGGACGCUAGUUAGCCUAGUAGCCCUAUGGCUCCUCAUCCAAGUACCCCUGGUCUACCUCGGCAACUGGCUAGGCUACGUCCGCGCCUCACCCUGGGAGCACCCAACCAAAACUACCUCAAUCGCGCGCCAAGUCCCCAUCCAGCCCUGGUACCUGCGUAGCGUCUCCGGCACCCUCCUAACAGGCCUAAUCCCCUUCGCCGUCCUCUUUAUCGAACUCCUCUUCCUCUUCCGCAACCUCUGGCAAGACAAAUCCGGUUACUACUACGUCUUCGGCUUCCUAAGCUCCGUCUCCCUAAUCCUCCUUGUCACAAUCGCCGAAGUAACCAUCAUCGCCACGUACUCACAACUCUGCGCUGAGAACCACCACUGGUGGUGGCAGAGUUUCUUGACCGGCGGCAGCAGCGCGUUCUGGAUCUUUGCGUACUGCAUCUGGUAUUACCUAUUCAAACUGAACGUGACAGGGUUCGUGUCGGGGUUGUUGUUUUUCAGUUAUAGUUUCCUGGCGUGUGCGGUUUAUGGGCUGUUGACGGGGACGGUUGGGUUUUUGACGGCUUAUGCCUUUGUUAAGAGGAUUUAUAGUUCUGUUAAGGUUGAUUGA
Aspergillus chevalieri is the source of this 2124-nucleotide messenger RNA. Its product is annotated as transmembrane 9 family protein. The transcript is spliced from 4 exons. Bases 1 to 2124 code for a protein of 707 amino acids. Lineage: Eukaryota; Fungi; Ascomycota; Eurotiomycetes; Eurotiales; Aspergillaceae. Gene Ontology annotation, cellular component: Golgi apparatus; membrane. Gene Ontology annotation, biological process: protein localization to membrane; vacuolar transport. The record is from RefSeq and is a predicted model, not a curated record.